Messenger RNA from Manduca sexta (tobacco hornworm), 921 nucleotides. RefSeq names its product proteasome subunit beta type-4 (gene Prosbeta7). Bases 106 to 894 code for a protein of 262 amino acids. NCBI's taxonomy places the organism in Eukaryota, Metazoa, Arthropoda, Insecta, Lepidoptera, Sphingidae. Gene Ontology annotation, cellular component: proteasome core complex. The transcript has 5 exons. The record is from RefSeq and is a predicted model, not a curated record.
UGGUCAAAAUAUGUUUGUCAUCUGUGUCAUUUUCGUUGCCGCUUGUCAUUGUGUGAAUCUUCAACAUUUAAUUUUCCAUAAUAUUUAAAUAGUAUUACGACAAAUAUGGCAUUUAUGGGAGACAUAAUGAAUCCUGCACCGCUUUGGCAGAACGGGCCCUCUCCUGGGGCCUUCUACAACUUUCCUGGAAAUUCAUCUUCUCUUGCCUCAAACCACACUCCACAAGAUUUCAAAGCUCACUCAGCAAGUCCUAUAACCACAACAACCACAGUCAUUGGUGUGAAAUUUGAUAAAGGCUGUGUCAUUGCUGGAGAUACUCUGGGUUCUUAUGGCUCCUUGGCCAGAUUCCGCGACUGUCCCAGAGUUAUGAAGGUCAACGACCUGAUCCUCCUUGGCUCGGGUGGUGAUUAUGCCGAUUUCCAGUAUUUGAAAGAUAUUAUUACUCAAAAAAUUAUUGAUGAGAAGUGUAUUGGAGAUGGUCUGCAGCUGAAGCCUCGCUCGCUACACUGCUGGCUGACUAGGGUUCUUUAUAACAAGAGGAGCAAGAUGGAUCCCUUGUGGAACAGCUAUGUUGUUGCCGGGAUUCAGGAUGGAGAACCCUUUCUUGGUGCUGUAGAUAAGUUGGGCACAGCAUACGAAGAUGCCGCCAUCGCGAAUGGCCUCGGCGCGUACAUGGCCACGCCACUGCUGCGUGACGCUUUGGAGAAGGGACCCUUGGACCAGGAGGCUGCUCUCGCCCUCGUCCGCAAAUGCAUGAAGGUGUUGUACUACCGCGACGCGCGCGCCUUCCAGCGCUACCAGAUCGGCGUGGUGACCGCGGAGGGCGUCACGGUGCACGACACCGAGGAGCUCCAGCCUGACUGGUCUCUCGCGCACAUGAUACACAUGAAGUGAAUAUGUUAAUAAAUGCGUUUUCUAGUA